Messenger RNA from Dendroctonus ponderosae (mountain pine beetle), 950 nucleotides. Its product is annotated as protein D2. Bases 255 to 851 code for a protein of 198 amino acids. The transcript has 4 exons. The record is from RefSeq and is a predicted model, not a curated record. Lineage: Eukaryota; Metazoa; Arthropoda; Insecta; Coleoptera; Curculionidae.
ACCAUCCCGUCCAGAAUCCAGGGACAGAGUCGUGAUUCCCGUUUCUGUAAAGAGAAUCUUGGCAAGAGGUUGGUAAUUUAUAGAAAGUACCCUCCGGUCGCAACUUCAGCGAAUGGAGAGGAUAUCUACGCCGUGAGUAGUAAGUUGAAGUAAAAUGGCUGGCACGGCAACAUUGUCAAGCGACAAGUGCAGGUGCGGUUCAGCGGAAUUUUCGCGGCUGUCUGGCGCCUAUAAAACCAGUUGGUAUAAGUGGAAUGUUUAUUAUUCCGAAACCGGCAUUAAUUUCGCGAGUAUUUUCAACUGUAUCCAGAAUUAUGGAAAAACACGGAGUUGUUCCUGAUGUGAUUCCGGUUGCACCCAAGGAAGUGGCCGAGGUUAGUUACAUUAGUGGGGUAAAAGCGGACCAAGGAAAUGAACUUACGCCCACCCAAGUCAAGGACCAACCGAAACUUAAAUGGAGUGCAGACCCCAGUGCCUUUUACACAGUAUGCAUGACAGAUCCUGAUGCACCUUCUCGCAAAAAGCCCACUUACAGAGAAUGGCACCAUUGGCUGGUAGUAAAUGUACCUGGAAGCGAUAUAUCAAAAGGGGAAGUUCUAUCUGGAUAUGUUGGAUCUGGUCCACCAGAAAAAACUGGAUUGCAUAGAUACGUCUUUUUGAUCUACAAACAGAGCGGAAAGCUAACCUUUGAUGAACCGCGCAUUCCUGACACUUCUGGAGACAAGCGUGCAUCCUUCUCUAUUAGGAAAUUUGCCGAAAAAUACAAGCUGGGAAAUCCAGUGGCAGGAAAUUUCUACCAAGCUCAAUACGAUGACUACGUACCUAUUUUGUACAAAAAAUUGGGAGAAUAAAUUAAUUGUUUCCCCAAAUUUGUAGUCGAGUGUUGAAAACACAUAUAGAUUUUCUAAACGUUUAUGGUUAUGCAAUAAAUUGUUUUUGUAUCUUUAAAA